UCGCCGAUCUUUACAGCAUCGCCUCACCACUUCCGUUCCGCGGUUGCUUAGCGAGCUCAACAAGUGCGUGCAAUAUCACCUUUUAUUUAUUUAUUUGAUCCCCCACUGGAUCGCUUUGCUUGCCCAAAGAAACGAAAAGAAAAGCAAAGCAAAGCAAACGCAAUUCCUUUUACCAAUUGCGCGCGUUUGCUUUAUAAAGAUAAAGAAAGAAUCGCCCGCUACUUGUCUACUCACCAGCAACAACCACGCGCGACAAUAAUAGCACUAGCUACUCUACUCUCCCCCGCUAAGGCAUGGCCAUGGCCGUGACGAGCCCCGCCAAAGGCAGCGGCGUCGCCUCACCCCCACCGCCGGGCGUUGAGAAGACGAACGACUCCUACAACGGGCACGGUGCGCCCGGGACGAGGACGGCGGCCAGGGCCGAGCACGAGGACCUGCAGGCGCUCGACGAUAUCGUGCUGGUGCUGCGCGCGGGCGCGGCGCUUGCGGCGUUCGUGGCCGUCGCGCUCGUCGCGUCCUGCCGCCACGGGGACUGGAUGGAGUUCGCAAGAUACCAAGAGUACAGGUAUCUUCUCGGGGCGUCCGUGGUGGCGUGCGUCUACUCGGCGGCGCAGGCUCUGCGCAACUUUCGCCGGAAGCGCGGCCCGACCUCGGUGGGUUUUCUUGAUUUCGCCGGCGAUCAGGUGGUGGCGUAUUUACUGAUCACGGCGUCGUCGGCUGCUCUCCCCAUCACGAUCCGCAUGAGAUCAGCCGUGAUCAACAUCUUCACGGACGCCAUGGCAGCCGCCAUCAGCUUGGGUUUCAUCGCCUUUGCGGCGCUCGCCUUCACCGCCAUGCUCUCCGUCUUCAGGCUCUCCGCGCAACAUAGUAGCCAGCUAGCUGCCACAAAUAUAGUCAUUAACUAGAUCUCCGUUACAAAUUUCUCUCUGAAAAGAAUUAUUUCAUUGUACGAUACCCUCCUCUCCUCCAUCAUUCUAUUCUAUAUAUGUGGCACGUAAUGUUUGCGUCA
Messenger RNA from Phragmites australis (common reed), 1009 nucleotides. Its product is annotated as CASP-like protein 4B1. The record is from RefSeq and is a predicted model, not a curated record. NCBI's taxonomy places the organism in Eukaryota, Viridiplantae, Streptophyta, Magnoliopsida, Poales, Poaceae. Bases 294 to 905 code for a protein of 203 amino acids. The transcript has 3 exons.